GCAGCGACACCAAAGGCGUGGGGACAAGCUGGUGACUGGGGCUGCCUGUGGCCUUUCUCCACUUCUGACCACCUCGGACGUUGCUUUUGUGAGCCUUGAGAGUGAAGCAACGAGAGGCGGGUCUGAAACCCCACCUUCAACCAUGCCCUGCCCAGAGCUGCUUCCCCCCCCCGCCACCCUGGGGAGCACAGCCUGGAGGAUGCAAACCCUGCAGGAGCUGCUGCGCCUCAGCCCACCCCACCGUCUGAAGGAGGGAUGCCCACAGGGCCAGCACUGCACCGCAGGAAACACACAGGAAAACUACAGUUUCUGUGCCAGGCUGCACUCCCGGGCACGGAGCCGUAUGCCCCAAAAUAAAAAGCAGCCCUCCAAAACACAAGAGGCAAGCUGAAUCGCUAUAGUUGACCUCCUAAAACAACAACUUCGUGGCAAAGCAAUGAAUUUACUUUUUGAGUACUUUCGUUUCUCGUGCACAUAUCUUUAUGUCGCAACUUUGAUUCUGACAACACUCUGUUGACCAAUUAUGCACAAACACGCAAAAUAUGCAUAAAAUUUUAUCCCACCCCCAAAACCCAACACCUCGAAGGUGCCCUCCCCACCAGGUGAGAGUCCUGAAGCCCUGAGCGUCUGGUUCUGGGAUAUAAACCCCAGAUAUGUCCUCAGACACUCCCAAUUCCCCCCUCGCGCUAUAACCGGGGCCCCAGAAGCCCCGCCCACCGCUCAGCCCUGCCGGGCCCCGCCCCCGCAUGCAAAUCACCCGCCAUUCAGCCAAUAGGGGGACAGGGGGCGUGACCACGGCGGGACUUGCCCGGGCAUGUGUGAGCGGCGGCUUCCGGGCGGGACACGUGGGGAGCGCGGCGGGACCGCAGGAAUGCCACCUGGCAAAGGGCAGAUGACCCCGCUGCUGCCCGCCCCGACGGUCUCUGCGCCCACCCUGCAGGGCACCCAUGACCCCUCGGCGGUGGGCUGCCCUCAGGCCCCGAAGGGUCCCAGCUCGCCGCAGAGCCGCAGCAAGAAGAAGAGCCGUAAGCACCAGCGGUUCCUGGAGCGCCGGGCGCUGCUGGAGCAGAAGGGGCUGCUGAGCCCCCGCGAGCACAGGAGCACUCAGACCCCCGUGGCGGGGCCAGAGGCACACGCCACCCUCACCAAGGCAAAUGGCACCACGACACAGCGCUCUGGCAAGGUCCCCAAGCCCAAACGGGUCAUCUCUGCAUCCCUGUCCCCAUCUGCCUCUCCGGACAGUAUAGCCAGGCACCACUCUGUGCUGCUGUCCCAGGGGAACGACAGCUCCAAGAAGGUGAGAAUGUCCUCACUGGUCCUGCGCCCGGGCAAGUACGUGGCCAUUGACUGUGAGAUGGUGGGCACCGGCCCUCAGGGCAGGCUGAGUGAGCUGGCACGGUGCUCCGUGGUGAACUACGAGGGGGAUGUCAUCUAUGACAAGUACAUUCAGCCCGAGCUCCCCAUCGUGGACUUCCGGACACGCUGGAGUGGCAUCACCAAGCACCACAUGAAGAGAGCGAUUCCCUUCAAGGCUGCCCAGGCAGAGAUCCUGAAGAUCUUGAAAGACAAGAUUGUGGUAGGACACGCCAUCCACAAUGACUUCCAAGCCCUGAAGUACUUCCACCCAAAAGACAGGACUCGAGACACCAGCCAGAUCCCUGUGCUGAAGCAGAGGGCAGGGCUGCCUGUCAGGGCCAACGUCUCACUCAAGAACUUAGCCAGGCACCUGCUCCAUAAAAGGAUCCAGGUUGGCCAUAGAGGACACUCGUCGGUGGAAGAUGCUCAGACAGCCAUGGAGCUGUACAGACUGGUGGAGGUGCAGUGGGAGAAGGAGCUAGCCUAUAGCCUGCCCCCCCGGCCCCCCAGCCCCGUCACAGACCCCACUGCAGACAGCAGCCAGUACUUGGAUGACCAGUACUGGCCCACAGACCUGAUGGCAAGUGGCCUGUGAUGGGGGACAGCGUCUCCUCCGUGUGUUUUGGGCCAUCCUGGUGCCUUCAGCUCUGGAAGGUGGAAGUGACCGCUGACCUCCUUCCCCAGGGCUUGUACUCCAUGGGCUCUGCCCAGUACCCAGCCCUGCACAGGGAUGGAGACAUGGUGACACCUGGACACCAGCAGUCUCCCAAAAAUGCUGUCUGCAGCCCCUAGUUUGUGCACAGAAAUGAGGGCUGUGGCUGCGCUGUGUUCAUCUGUCACUUUGGGAUGAGUAGGGUCCUGGCGUCAGCCUGGAGGAGCCCCCAUGGGCAUGUGUGGUGGGGGCUACCAGCACAUCCUCCGUGCCUUCCAUGGGAUUGUCCCCUUCCCAGAUGGAAGUGGCAGGUUUUCCUGUGGAAGGACUGAGGUGUUUUGCUGAUGCCCAAAGGUGCAAACCAUCCAGGGCCAGUAAACGAUCACCUUCCUCCUUUUUUUCAUAGACUUGUAAAAUAUGCUGAGUUGGAAGGGAUAUGUCAGGAUCAUAGAGUCCAA
Molecule: messenger RNA, 2466 nt
Organism: Pipra filicauda (Wire-tailed manakin)
Lineage: Eukaryota; Metazoa; Chordata; Aves; Passeriformes; Pipridae
Gene: AEN
Product: apoptosis enhancing nuclease
Exons: 4
Coding region: 815-1951 (378 amino acids)
Cellular component (GO): nucleus
Molecular function (GO): 3'-5'-RNA exonuclease activity; nucleic acid binding
Source: RefSeq, a predicted model, not a curated record